CUUCGCUCGUAUUCAUUCCCGCGACGAUUUCCAAGCCAAGAAGCCACUGGAAGAACGCUGUCGAGUGCAACAUGAAAUCGUUGAUCUUUCUAUCCGUGAUAGUAGCCAGCUUGUCCGUCGUAUCGGCCGACGCACCGUUCGCCGAUAUCGCCAACAAAGGCCUCGACAUCGCGAGUCACUUCAUCGACAAGUUGAAGUUCUUGGUGAAGCUCACGAACGAGCCCAGCAACGAAGAAGCCAAAUCCAGUGAGCAAGUCGCCGCGUCACCCGCGAAACGUGCGAAGGUCUUGGCUCAAGCCACUGCACCCGAGGCUGAAAAUGUGAAAACGCAACCGGAAGCACCGGCUGCGGUCGUUACCGCGGAAAAAAGUGCCGUUGUUCCACAAGCACCUGUGAUUCCAACGGCAGCGCAGCCCACCGUUGCUGUAAAAAUUGCCCAACAAGCUCAACCCGUGACGGCAGCCACUGUUACCACUGCGAAAGCCGCACAAGCGAGUCAAGCGAUCAACGUCGUUCCUCCAAGUCAAGAACAGAUCAAGACUGGGAAGAAGUAACUGCUUGAAGGAGUGUACAUUUUGAAUAAAUAACACUGUUAGAUAUCGUA
This is a messenger RNA of Nasonia vitripennis (jewel wasp), 604 nucleotides long. RefSeq names its product venom protein J. The coding region runs from base 72 to 554 and encodes 160 amino acids. Lineage: Eukaryota; Metazoa; Arthropoda; Insecta; Hymenoptera; Pteromalidae. The transcript is spliced from 2 exons. The record is from RefSeq and is a predicted model, not a curated record.